AAUAAAGGAAUAAAUAAGGAGGGAGGAAGAAGAGUUUUUCUUCAGACCAACAUCCUUUUCUCAAAGCUAGUUGUACCCUCUUUUUAAAAUAUUUUUUAGUUGUUGAUGGACCUUUAUUUUACUCAUUUAUUUAUAGUGCUGAGAAUCGAACCCAGUGCCUCACACAUGUGAGGCAAGUGCUCUACCACUGAGCCACAACCCCAGACCUAGUUGUACCCUCUUAAGACAACAGAAGAAGUUCACAAUCUCUUCCACAAAACAUCCAAUUAAAUAUUGAUAAACCCACUCUGAUUCCCUCUUAAAAUUGGAAGCCAUCUCGCCACAAAGACAUAAAAGCUAAUUUCGGCUUUACUAUAAAUUACUGCAAGUUCUGAACUUGUUUGGAAUGUCUGCUCGUGCCUUGAACUCACCCAUGCCUGGCUUUCCCUGACCAGAUAACAGCCCUCUCUGAAAUUUUAGUGAGGCCUCAUAAAUCUUGGCCUUCCCUGGCCAGAAAAUGACCCUCUCUGAGGCUCUAAUGACCUUCAUAAAUUCUGAUGUUGGGCCAGCAAAAACAUAAACUAGCAUUUAUGUUAUGCUCGUCAGAGUUUUGUUAUCUAUAACCUUCCCCUUUGUGUACCUUUCUAAAAGCUGGGUUCCAAGAAAGCUGCAGGGCUGUCUUAUUCCCAUGUUUUUUUGAGGAGAGGCAGUCCGGCUGGUCGAAAUAAUAAGCUUGCUUUUAAUUUGAUUUUAAUUUAAGUCAGUGGUCUUUUCUUUGCACUCUGGUCUAACAAUAUCUGAGGAAAAUCAAGGAUUUGGAUUUGGGUGGCCAGAAGAUAAUAUUAACCAAGACUAGAGAAAAGUAAGGAAAACCAAUUUGACUGAGUCCCUGGAAUGUAUACCAGGAAGCAAAGGUGCUGGCUUAAGACUUAAGGCACAGGGGAUCAUUCGUUCCCCAUUCCUGCCAGACAAGCCUGGGGCGCCUGAGUCAUUCUUCAUUGCUUGGCACCGGGUGUCUAAAUGCCUUCUUCCUGGUUCAGCCCCUCUCCCUGCAUCAACCUUCACUUGGAAUAUUUCCUAGAAGGGAAGUGCGUAGGGCUAUUGGCAGGAACAGAUGUGGUGAAGUGACCAGGGUUCACAGAGGAGGAAACGGAGUGACAUCACAGGAUUGCCCAAACUCUUGGGGCAAACAGAAUAGAUAAGCCCAUGGGACUGGAAGCCCGAGAGUGCCACCAAAGCCAUUUCCAGAGCCCACUCAGGCCAUAGAGGCUUUCAGGAUUUAAUAACCAUGGAGAGCGUGCGCUGGUUGUUGCUUUUGCUGCUGCCGGUGCUGGAUAUCUCUGCAACCACUCCGGAUCCCUGCGAGUUGGACGAGGACGACAUCCACUGUGCCUGCAACUUUUCGGAACCGCAACCCGACUGGUCCAGCGCCUUUCUGUGUGUAAGUGCGGUUGAUGUGGAGAUCCGUGGCGGCGGCCGCAGCCUGGAACAAUUUCUAGAGCGUGUCGACAUCGACGCAGACCCACGGCAGUACAUGGACGUGGUCAAGGCUCUACGUUUGCGGAGGCUCACGAUUGGAGCUGCACGGGUUCCUGCUCUACUGCUAUUCGGCGCCCUGCGUGUGCUAGGGUAUUCCCGCCUCAAGGAACUAACUCUAGAGGAUCUAGAGGUAACAGGCACCAUGCCGCAGCCUGUAGGAAUCCAAGGGCCAGGGCUUUCCGUCUUGCGCCUUCGCAAUGUGUCCUGGACUACAGGAGGUGCCUGGCUCCCGGAACUGCAGCACUGGCUCAAGCCGGGUCUCAAGGUACUGAAUAUUGCCCAAACACACCCGCUUGAUUUUUCCUGCGACAAAGUCCUCACUUUCUCGGCCCUCACCACCCUAGACCUGUCUGACAAUCCUGGACUGGGAAAACGCGGACUGAUGGCGACCCUCUGUCCCCACAAGUUCCCCGUCCUCCGGGAUCUAGCGCUACGCAACGCUGGAAUACAGACGCCCAAUGAGGUGUGCUCUGCUCUGGCUACAGCUGGUGUGCAGCCCCACCGCCUAGACCUCAGCCACAACUCGAUGCUCGCUACUGCAAAACCUGAGGAUCCUGGGUGUGUCUGGCCUAGUGCAUUAAACUCCCUGGAUCUGUCAUUUGCUGGGUUGGAGCAAGUGCCUAAGGGACUGCCGGCAGAGCUUGAGGUACUCAAUCUCAGCUGCAAUAGGCUAAAUAGGAAGCCACGGUCAGACGAAUUGCCCAAGGUGAGUAACUUAACACUGGACGGAAAUCCCUUCCUGAUUCCGGGAACCUCCAAUCCCAGUAGCAUUGUCCCCUCUGGAGUAGUCCCAGCCUGUGUGCAUUCACCCUUGGCGGUGGGGAUGUCAGGAACGCUGGCUCUGCUCCAAGGGGCCAGGGGCUUUGCCUAAGGCCCAGAGGAAAAGAAUCCAUAGACUUAGAUCGCCCUGGCUUGGAGGAGCACCAUCCCGUCAAUCAGCACUUCUGCCUCAGAACCAACCCUCUGCCUCACCUUUAUUAAAUCUUAAAGGAUGGACCGAUGUAAUUCAA
Ictidomys tridecemlineatus (thirteen-lined ground squirrel) is the source of this 2528-nucleotide messenger RNA. RefSeq names its product CD14 molecule (gene Cd14). NCBI's taxonomy places the organism in Eukaryota, Metazoa, Chordata, Mammalia, Rodentia, Sciuridae. Gene Ontology annotation, cellular component: membrane raft; lipopolysaccharide receptor complex; external side of plasma membrane. The record is from RefSeq and is a predicted model, not a curated record. Gene Ontology annotation, molecular function: lipopolysaccharide binding; protein binding. Gene Ontology annotation, biological process: positive regulation of cytokine production; cellular response to lipopolysaccharide; toll-like receptor 4 signaling pathway.